Cephus cinctus (wheat stem sawfly) is the source of this 1388-nucleotide messenger RNA. RefSeq names its product caveolin-3-like. The transcript has 3 exons. Gene Ontology annotation, cellular component: caveola. The record is from RefSeq and is a predicted model, not a curated record. Gene Ontology annotation, molecular function: molecular adaptor activity. Bases 34 to 618 code for a protein of 194 amino acids. Gene Ontology annotation, biological process: caveola assembly. Lineage: Eukaryota; Metazoa; Arthropoda; Insecta; Hymenoptera; Cephidae.
GGAAGAAAAUAUAAAAAGUGGUCCAGUCCAUGCAUGACCCAGCGACCAUCGACAGAUAAUUCGCAAAGUAUAUCAGAACCGGAAAUGACUCCCUCCCGCUUGAGAAAAAUAUUAAGAAUAUCGAAAAUGUGUGAAAAGUUAAAUUUCGCAGGAAUGGAGAAGCCAGAGUCGUCAAUGGGUGGCGGAAGUGUCGUUGAUCUCGAGGACCGAGAUCCCAACAAUCUAAAUCAGCAUCUUCAGGUUAUGUGGGAUGACGUAAUCGGAGAACCAGACGGCAUAAGAAGCCCCGAAUGCGCCUGGAGACUGAGCGGGCACUGUUUCCGUCUCUCAAGAGGAUGUUGCUACGUCUUCCUGUCGGUCCUCGUCGCUCCCCUGGCAGCCCUUUGCCUCGGCUUCACCUUUGCGUGUCUCGCAUUCGAACACAUAUGGUGCGUGGCUCCCUGCCUCCGCGUCUGGAAGAUCACGUGCGCCGCCACCAGGAACUUCUUCACGGCAUUCGCGCAGGCCUUGGUCCGGCCGUGCGCCGAUUCCAUCGGCUACCUGUUCCACAACGUGCGAGUCUUCAGCCAGAGGCUGCCGGACGGCCCUGACCGUAAAGACGAUAUCCUCGUAGUGUGAAAGUGCGAGGGCGGUUUCGACCUUUUUUUUUUUAAAUUUUUCAAAUAUUUUAAUAACAGUCAUUGGAGAUCCAAGAGCAAAUCAAUGAAACGCACGGCGAUCUGUCUCCGAUCGCUAAAUUAUUCGAAUUCGUCCAACAGUUUCACAAUGUAUGUUUAGAUACGCUCUGAAUUUAUAAGAAACACGAUUACCUCGCUAUCGCUCAAACUGACCCGAGCCUACGACACUGGGUCGAGGCGUCGGAGCGUCGGGGCGCUCGAUCAGACCCGCUCCACCAGACUGGCUCGGCCCACCAAGUGGAGGCGACGCUUGUGCGUUCGACUCGUCGCUAUUUCCAUAACUCCGUCCUAUCAGUGACGACGGACGCGUGUAGCGUGCUAAGUGAGCGUCGCGACGUCACUUGACAAAAAACACAAGAUUAUUCGAUGGUUGGCAGCUACAGUGCCGAGCAGUGAUAAAAGUAUCCGUGCCGACUAGAGACGCUCCUUUGUUUUCCUCGUGGACCAAAAUGGCGAUUCGUGCGAGGAACUUGCUUAACAGGCUGGUCAACACUUGGCAGCCCAGUCCUACGACAAGGCGUAUCCUUUCCUAUUCGAGUUCUCUGUGUGUCUACAGUACGUACGACCUCUGCCUAACGAGGAUGCGUAAUUUCUUCUGGAUUAUAUACAUAUAGAGAAGCGUCGCGAUAAGCGGUUGUAUAGUUACGUAAUCCGACUGUAAAAUCAAAAGUUUUAAAUAAGCUAGGCAAUAAAGCACUGCGUCUAUGAAAA